AUGGGCCUCUUGAGCAUCUUGAAGAAGAUGAAGAAGGAUGAGAAGGAGUUACGCAUCUUGAUGCUGGGCCUGGACAACGCGGGCAAAACCACCAUCUUGAAGACCUUGUCGCACGAAGAUAUCAGCCACAUCAUGCCCACCCAGGGCUUCAACAUCAAGAGCCUGGUGCAAGACCAUUUCAAGCUGAAUGUCUGGGACAUUGGUGGCCAGAAGACUAUUCGCCCGUACUGGAGCAACUACUUCGAGUCCUCAGAUGCGCUGAUCUACGUGAUUGACAGUUCCGACAGGAGACGGCUUGAAGAGAGCGGACAGGAGCUGCGCGAGCUUCUUGCUGAAGACAAGCUUGGAGGAAUUCCCUUGCUGGUGUUUGCCAACAAGCAGGAUCUUCUUCAGGCGACUCCAGCUGAUGAGAUCGCAGCGGCGCUGGAGUUGGCAACCAUCUCCGAUCGUACUUGGACGAUCCAGGCAUGCAGUGCAAAGGAUGGAACGGGGUUGGAUGACGGCAUGCAGUGGCUGAUCGGCAGCAUCAAUGACAAGGCGGCCUGA
This is a messenger RNA of Symbiodinium natans, 546 nucleotides long. The record is from the annotation of a GenBank genome assembly. NCBI's taxonomy places the organism in Eukaryota, Dinophyceae, Suessiales, Symbiodiniaceae.